UAUUGAUCUAGCCUACCUGGGCCUCAGACAUCUUGCUCGUUGCUCUCGUGACACUCAGGAGCUCUCUAUUUGGUUACAAGUAUAUGCCGUUCCGCGAUUCCACCCAGCAUGUUCUCAUCCAGCGCCUCGCUCUACCUCGCUAUCUUCGCCUGCGUCCUUUCGAUGUCCGCUGUAGCUUUGCGUUUCUGUCCCCGCUUUACUCCGCUUGAAGCGCCUGCUUUGUGUGCCUCCUCGUCUGCUUGUUUGUCUUCCGACGAAGCUUUCUUCUUGCGGCCACGCUUUGCCUUGCCCUUUGCUUCCUAAAGCGCUGUUUGCUCAGCACGCUUCCUCCGCACUUCUUCAAGGUCCUCAAAGACUAUGACUUUUCCCUCACCUUUUCCCUUCGCGAGGAUGGUUGAUUUGGUGGCUUUUUGAACUUUAGCUUCGUCGUUAACCUUCAUUAGGAAUUUGAUCUGAUCUCGCUGGAGGAUGCCUCUCGAAAAGGCGAGAUGGGUAGCUUUCGAGAACUUCUCUAGGUGCCUCUACAAACUACAUUUGCUCCU
Paraphaeosphaeria sporulosa is the source of this 542-nucleotide messenger RNA. RefSeq lists its product as uncharacterized. The transcript has a single exon. Lineage: Eukaryota; Fungi; Ascomycota; Dothideomycetes; Pleosporales; Didymosphaeriaceae. The record is from RefSeq and is a predicted model, not a curated record. Bases 109 to 303 code for a protein of 64 amino acids.